AUGGCAGCGACUCAUUCUUCUUGCCCAAACUGGGACAAACGCCCGCUUUCAGAACUCCCUCCAAUACUUCCAUCCCAGAAGCAUUUGCUGACCAUCCCCGCCUCCGCUCUCAAGGUCGGGGAGGAAGACGACGUCCUUAAGGUUAUUGAUGCCUCCUACGUAGCCUCGUACAAUUGGUUGGCAAGAGACAAGCCGACAAUCUUGGUUCCAGGAAGCCCACCAAGAUGGGCACCUCCAGUCCAUGCUCCAGCUCUAAAGCAGGACAGAGGGACAUACUUCAGAGAUAAGAACGCCUCCCAAUAUGCCGCAUAUCCAACGGAGCCUGCCGUUCGCGCCAUUUUCACGAUGAAACCUGACUUCGAUGGACAAGGGAUUGAUUUCUUUGCGUGCGGCAAUACGAUGGGUUCUUUGCUCGCCUUUGUUGGGGAGCGAGACAGGACGUUCAGAUUCGUGGCUGAGAAGGUGGGAAACACGUUGUUCCUGACCAGGAAGGAAAGCAAUCCUCGUGAAACCAUUCCACAUGUCCGUGGCUAUGGGCAUACGUUUCCCGAAGCUUAUACCAACUGGGACCCAGCUUGUAUUGGCUCACAGUCUCAUCAACGGCUGGUGUCAUAUUCGUUCGGGGGGAUGAAUCUUAUCAUCAGAGCUGAGACAGACGGAUAUCUCCCACGGAAGCUGGAAGACGACCAUCCGAUGAAAGUCCCUGGAAAAUCGGCCGCGUCUGGGAAUGGCAUGGACGUUGCCUCUGCCUUUGCACGUACCAAAGCCUUUCCGGAUGAUGUCCCUCCAGGCCUCACCGAUUCCAAAACACUGACAGUAUGUCAAGGUGGGGAAGUCUUGCCACAAGAGUCCAUCUUCGACCUAAAGACAAGAGCAUCCCAUAACCGUAUCGACAUGAAUGAAAUACAUGCCCGGUUGUGGGUUAGUCAGGCCCCAAACUUCAUCAUCGCCUACCACGAUCGAGGUGUUUUCAAGGACGUCCAGAUCAAGGAUAUUCAAGCGGCUGUGGAAGAUUGGGAGAAUGACAACCAAGAAAUCUUGGAGCGUUUAAAGGAAGUAUUGACUCUGCUCAAUGUCCUCGCUGAGAAGCAGGUGAACGGGAGAAUCGAGGCCCGCAGGGUUGCAAAAGGCAGGUUGGCAGUUUGGUCCCAUCCGUCAGACGAUGAUGUUCUUCCCCCAGAGCUGCGGGCUAAAUGGCUUGGAGAGAAGUAG
Molecule: messenger RNA, 1212 nt
Organism: Fonsecaea erecta
Lineage: Eukaryota; Fungi; Ascomycota; Eurotiomycetes; Chaetothyriales; Herpotrichiellaceae
Exons: 2
Coding region: 1-1212 (403 amino acids)
Source: RefSeq, a predicted model, not a curated record